CAGACAGACAGACAACACUGGAUCAGGAAACACUGGACUCAAACCCUCCUCCUCUGACCCACAUGUCUCCUGCAGGGACCCUCACGUGACCAGAACUGGUGAGCGACAUCAGGUGUGUGCGCGUGAGGCAGCAGCAGCAGCAGCGGAGCCAUGGAGACGGAAGCAGGAUGUUUACAUGCUCAAUGUUAAGUUUCAUUUAAAUUUGGAUUUAGUCGCUGGUCCACCACACAGAGAUGCUCCCCCGCUGCUGGUCACCUGCUCCGACACGCUCCUGAGGAGAGAUUGAGACUCAUCAGACAACAGACUGAGCAUCAAUGGACGACCCCCCUACCUCAUCUGAUUCUCCUCAGUCUAAGUCUUCCACCACCAGCAAUAUCUCAGAACAUGAAUUCUCAUGUCACUGUUGCUACGACAUCUUAGUGAAUCCCACUACCUUGACCUGCGGCCACAACUUCUGCCGCCACUGUCUGGCUCUGUGGUGGGAAUCCGCACACAAGAAUGAGUGUCCAGAAUGCCGGGAGAAGUGGGAAGGCUUUCCGAAAGUCAACAUAAUGCUACGGGAUGCAACGGACAAACUGUUCAGUGACGUCGUUCAGCAGAGGAGAGCUACCAUCCAGGCAAACCCCCAAAUCUCCCGGAGCCUGUUGGCCUUCCAGAGAUAUGGCGACAACUUGGGUAGAUCCCGGACAAACCAGCACAAAGGAGCAGGCUUCUUCUUCUCUGGUGUCUUAACUGCGCUCACAUGUGUGGCUUUGAUGGUGAUGGUGUAUCACUGGAGCAGUAGUGUGGUGGAGCAGCACAACAUACUGAUCAGUAAACCGGUGUCUCACUGGACGUCAGAGGAAGUGGUAUCCUGGCUGGAACAUCUGGGGCCCUGGGCGCAGCUUUACAGAGAUCCCUUCCUACAGGAAAGCGUCAAUGGAAGGCUGCUGUUGAUGCUCGAUGAUGAAGAUUUGCUAAAGCCGCCUUACAGCAUCGAGAAUCAGGCUCACCGUCGGGCUAUUUUGGCCGAACUGGACAGAGUCAAAGCUCUGGGAGUCAAACCUCCUCAGAACCUCUGGGAAUACAAAGCGGCUAACACUGGGAAGUCCCUGUUCCUGCUGUACGCUCUGAAGAGCUCGCCUCGUCUCACACUCUUCUACUUGUAUCUAUUCGACUACACGGAAACCUUCCUGCCCUUCCUGCACACCUGCUGUCCGGCCGUCACACUCGUCGACCAAUCACUGGAGAGCAGCUUCUACAAGACACAGCUGGAGCCCAACUGGCAACAGUGGGCGGAGUUUCUGGUGAAGUACCUCCUGCUUCCAUACCAGCUCAUAGCUGAGUUUGCUUGGGACUGGUUGGCCGUCCACUACUGGACAUCUCGCUUCAUCAUCGUGAACGCCACGCUCCUGUCUGUGCUGGAAGCCUGUGCCCUGUGGAGACUCUGCAUGACAGCCAGGAUCAGGUUUCUGCCACAGAUGAUGUGGAAUCACACAUGGACGAUGUUAUCUCAGGGGUUUGUCUUUGCCCUCCUGUGGCCUUUAGUCCCUCAGUUUGUGUGCAACUGCUUCUUCUACUGGGCGCUGUACUUCAGUCCCAUCGUCAACAUAGACCUGGUGGUGCAGCAGCUGAUGCACCCAGAAACACAGGUGCCAUAACAAAGCUGCAUGAAUUCAGCGCCCUGUCAGUGCCACACAGCUCAAAGCAAUUAAAGUGAAUAGCCUGUUGCUGAAAAGUGUUUAUUUUCAGCGUUGAAGUCACAAGACAGACAUUGCUUGCGGUCGGAAAGGACGUUUUCUCGCUUCCUGUCUCAUCUCUGCUGGAUGGUUGCCUUGUGGAACAAGAGAGGCUUUGAGCCACUGUGGGGAAAGCAAAACCAACCCAGUAAGAAACUGUGAAAUAUCUGCGAUCUUAUUGAUUUGGAGAGACGACGGCAGUGGACUCAUUCACAAACCACAUUGCCUGAAUGUUUCAGGGGGCAUUUAUGCAAACGAUGAGUUCGAGCAUUGGUGGCAAUGAAGACUGGUGUAGUGACUCUCCUGUAGAGUCACUUAGGCAGCAGGGAAUGUUCUCUGCGCAUAGUUUUUACAGAGAAAAUGAUAUUAUGUCCAAGUUUGUCCUUUUGGGUGAUGUUAUUGCUAAAAUCAUAAAUUUACAUUGAAUUGGUGUCUGUUAGAUGAAGCUACGGCAAGAACUGCGUGCUCCCCACCACCUACUGCUCAAAACUGAACUGACUGAUAUACGCCCGGGGCUCCAUUAAAAUAACGUACAUAUCACCUAGUGGUCAAAAUAAAACAUUACACAAUGGCUCCUACAACUGGCCCCAUAAGGAGUUGACAGCUCUGUAGCACUGUAGUCCAGAAAAACCUGAGCUUUUUUUUUUAUUCCUUUACAGACCUGCAAACUGUCAGUGGAACAAAACAAGUAUAAAUACAUUUUUGUUUAAAUUUUAAUCUAAUCCACCGUCACUGAAAUGAACACACGCUGCUUUAUAACAGUCUGUGAGUAUUAUUCUGUAUUAUGAGUCAUUCUGCAGAUUUUUUAGUAACUCUUUGAGGGUUGUUGGCCGCGACUGCGAUCCUGGUGCUACAGAGCUGUCUGAAAAUUCACACCACAAUAUUCAGUAACAUGACUAUGAAGCUUUCCAAGUGACUUGUUGAGGUUUGUGGUUCCGUCCCAGCCCAUCAGGGGCCUCAAGCUUUACUGUCAUCUCAAAAGAAAGGCAGUCAGGACGUUUAGAAGAAGUAUAUUUCAGAAGUUCCUUUUCAUAAGGUUUGAGGCACUUAGAUUUAAAAUAAAAUGUAUGAUCUUAAAAAAAUUUUUCGAGAUGCUAGUUCAGAUCUUUUCAGUUUUUAUGACUUUUUAAGGAGACACACUUUGAGGCAGAUUUUAUUUGCUUGUACUGCUGACAAAGAUUGAGUUGCACUUUUUUUUUUUUUUUUUUAAUCAUUCAGAAGAGUUAUGUUUGCAGUAUACAAUUCCAUGUGGUGGGGGGAGGGGUAGAACUAUUCAAAGACAUGUUAUUUUUUUUACCUGUUCAUUUGCACUUAAAGGUUCUACACUGUGAUUUUGUUCUUAAAUGUUCUCUGAUGACAAAGGAAAAAUAAAGUCUUAAAUGUUA
Messenger RNA from Paralichthys olivaceus (Japanese flounder), 3103 nucleotides. Its product is annotated as bifunctional apoptosis regulator. NCBI's taxonomy places the organism in Eukaryota, Metazoa, Chordata, Actinopteri, Pleuronectiformes, Paralichthyidae. Gene Ontology annotation, molecular function: protein binding; ubiquitin protein ligase activity. Gene Ontology annotation, biological process: proteasome-mediated ubiquitin-dependent protein catabolic process. The record is from RefSeq and is a predicted model, not a curated record.